This is a messenger RNA of Oryzias melastigma (Indian medaka), 500 nucleotides long. RefSeq names its product calpain-1 catalytic subunit. The annotation marks the transcript as partial. The transcript has 5 exons. NCBI's taxonomy places the organism in Eukaryota, Metazoa, Chordata, Actinopteri, Beloniformes, Adrianichthyidae. The record is from RefSeq and is a predicted model, not a curated record. Gene Ontology annotation, molecular function: calcium ion binding.
CAGGCUGCAGCAGCAGGAUGUAACAGCCUGUAAUAGCCUUUGAUAGUAUUUGAUUGUCUCUUAUGGUCCCUAAUAGUCUCUGGUGGUCUCUGAUAGCCUUUGAUAUUUUUUUUAUCAUUUCUGAUGCUCUCUGGUAUUCUCUGGUGGUCUAUAAUGGUCCCUGGUGGUCUUUGAUGAGACAGGGAAUCGCUCAGCUCAACUGGCCGGAGUUUCAGUCUCUAUGGGACAAAAUCAGGAGGUGGACGGACAUAUUUCUGAUGUUUGACAAGAACAAAACCAAACGUCUCGAGUAUCAAGAGGUCAAACCCGCUCUGAGGGAAGCAGGCAUCAUGGUGGACGACUUGGUGAUGCAGCUGGUCGGACUGAGAUACACGGAGCCUGACAUGACCAUCAGUUUCCCAGGUUUCCUGUAUCUGGUGAUGAAGAUGGAGAGCAUGAUCCAUAAGUUUCAGUCGUACGACAUGAUGGGUAUGGGAACGGUGAACGUCAGCUACAGACAG